This is a messenger RNA of Monodelphis domestica (gray short-tailed opossum), 4285 nucleotides long. It is a transcript of the gene FGF22, whose product is annotated as fibroblast growth factor 22. The record is from RefSeq and is a predicted model, not a curated record. Gene Ontology annotation, molecular function: growth factor activity. NCBI's taxonomy places the organism in Eukaryota, Metazoa, Chordata, Mammalia, Didelphimorphia, Didelphidae.
ACUGGUUUGAGUCCAACCUGGGAGGUUACAAGCCUCUGAAGAAGCCUGAGGUGCCACUGGAGCCACCGGGAAGUGGGGACAGCAGAAGCUGGGGAUCCAGACACACCCCUCUUAUGUUCCUUGUGGUUGUCUGAGACCAGGGGACCCUUGUGGGACCUUCCCAGAAAAAUCUGUCUAUACUUGCUGAGCCAGAAGAUAACCUCCCGGAGGGUCCAACCUGCCCAUUUUAUAGAGGAGGAAACUGAGGGCCAGAAAGAGGAAAGGGACUUGCCUAUGGUCACCCAUGGUGAGUGGAGAAUAGAACACAAGCCUCCUGGAUGUGAAGUCUUUAGGGUGCCAGGGCCUGGGAGGACACUGAGAGGCUGAACGUGGGCUCCCCAGGGCCCAAUCUUCAUCUGUCUUGUACUUGAUACCUCCCCAGCUGGCCGGGCCAUGGAGCACCAGCAAAGGGCAGCCAGGCCCUGUGGCCUGGUCAGUGAACAGGAGUGAGCCAACCACCGAGUCUCUACCAUGCCCCCAGGGCCCUGGCUUUGCUUGGCCUUGCUCCUUGCAGCCCGGGCCCAGAGCUCUUGGGGUACCUGGCCCAGGAGGACCCAGCGCCCAUGGCCCAGUGACCUGGCCAUUGGUGUCAGCAGUGCCCGACGUGCUAGGAGCUACCAUCACCUGGAAGGUGACGUCCGAUGGCGGAGGCUCUACUCAUCCACCCACUUCUUCUUGCACAUUGGGCCCAGUGGCAGGGUCGAAGGCACACGGCAGCCCCACUGCCCCAACAGUAUCGUGGAGAUCCGCUCAGUCCGAGUGGGCGUGGUGGCCAUCAAAGCCGUCUACACCGGCUUCUACUUGGCCAUGAACCGCAGGGGAAGACUUUAUGGCACGAGGGAGUACAGCCCCAACUGCAAGUUCAUGGAACGGAUUGAGGAGAAUGGCUACAAUACGUACGCUUCCCUUCGCUGGAGGCACGAAGGCCGGCAGAUGUUCCUGGCCCUGGAUGGACGGGGGGCCCCUCGGCAGGGUGGCCGGACACGCCGGCAGCACCUUUCCACUCACUUUCUGCCCAUCUUGGUCUCCUAAGCCUGGACAAAGGGCCCCUGUGUGUAGAUAUAUACAUAUAGAUAUAUAUUUUUUCUCUAUUUAUUAUUUUUUAAAAGACAAGUAGGGGAGGGGAAGAUGCCCUCCUUUCACAGACCUGGGGAAAAUGCCUGGCGCCUUAUGGGAAUCCUCCAAGUCUGGCUGGAGAAUGUGAGGCCCCCGAAGAUUCUGGGAUGCUCAGCUCCCAGUGAAGGGGGAGCCGCUGCUAGAUCCAGGCCUCUGAGAAGGCCUGUGUUUAUCUGAGAACACAAAGUCAAGGUUCAGGGGGCAGUCCUGUUAACUUGCAUUUCUACAGUGCUUUAAGACUUACUAAGUAUUUUCCUCACAACAAACCUGUGGAGUAGGAAGGACAAGUAAAAUCAUUUCCAUUUUACAGAGGACAAAACUGAGGUCAGAAAAAGGAAGUGAAGUGCCUAGGCACACACUGCUAUAGAUGGCUGAGUCAGGACGGAAACCCUAAUCUCCAUUUAUACGUCUGCCCAGCCCCCAAGAGGGCUCUGGGCUUCACAGUGGAGGCACAAUGGGUUGGGAGGCUCACUUUGUCUCUAGUUCACAAAUGGAACUGUGCCCUUCCCCACUGCGGACCUCAGUUUUCCCUUCUGUACAGUGAAAGAUGUUGGACUCAGUGGUUGUUGACGUUCUUUAUUCUAUGGGCCAUUCUAGUUCUUGACAUUCUAUAGUCUCUCUUCGAAAAAAAAACCUUCCAGCGUUGACCGUCUCUAUUCUACUGGCCUUGCGGUUCAGACACUCUGUACCCUUUGUUUGCUGAACUCUCCUAACUCUGCUUUUCUGUAACUGUCCCUGCUCUGACCUAGGUUCUAAGGUCCUCUCCAGCUCUGGCGUUCUAAGGAGAAGAUGGCAUUGAGAGCAAACCCAAUAGACGAAAAGCCAGAUUCAUAAAAGAAAACGAGGGCAUAAUGCUUUAUAAAAAGAUCUUUGGAACUUUGAAAUAGGACUUUAAUUUAAAGAUUUCAAUUGAAUUGAAAGAAAUUCAAUUUCCUCUCUAUCUGCCAAAAAGAAUCCCAAGCUCAGUCAGUUCUCAGUGGCCCUUGCCCAGGCUAGAUCUGGAACAGGGCCAGAGUAAAUGGUGGUAAAUGUUUAACAGCCAGCUUUCGAGGGGGGCUUUUAAGUUUAGUCUGCAUUAUUAACCUUUUUUUCAUCAUUUUGUUAAGUCUAGACAAUCAGCAAAACAAUAAAUCAAAUGCUGACGUAGUCAUAGGCAAUUUCUAAAAUUUAACAAUCGGCUCUUGAGAGCUGAACUAGCUUUAACACACGUCUGGCUGGACUUGACUCAAAGCGCUGAGAAUGAGGUGCCUCCUGGCUUCCUCUGCACCAUGCCAGGUACCAGAAGAAGGCUGGGCCCAGGCAAGGAGAUAGAUUGGCCCUAAGGCAAGCUAUGCAGUGAAUAUAUAUAGUCCUCCUUGUUGGAGAUACUAAUGCUUUUUCCUUUGAGUUUCCUCUACUUCUCUAAUGCUCCUGAAAUUUGGAAGGGAUGGAUAGGAGAAAGAAUACCAGAGCUAGAGGGGUCCUUAGCCCUGCUAAGCCCUCUUCACGUAGUAAGCUGAUGCCAUCCUAGGAUAAGAAGUUCUCCUUCCUGAAAGAUACCUUCUCAAAGGGAGUUUGCCAUUGUCAGAUGCUCAGAUGAGUAAGAAUGGCCUUCUCUAUAGGAGUUUAAUAAAGGCUAUCUCUUCUAUUCCCAAAUGCUUAUAGUGCCCUGCAGAGGGGGGCAGGACAUGGAUGAUUAUCCUCAUUUUACAGACAGGUAAACCGAGGACCCAGAGCGGGGAAGGGACUUGCCCAAGGAGUCACAUGUCAAAGUUAGUGGCAGAGACAAUACUAAGGAGUCUUAUUUUCUAGAAAAGAGGCAAGUCAAGAAUUAGGAUUGGUUCCUAGUCCUGCUUCCAUCACUUAUUUCCAUGCCAUUUUCUCUUUUCUAUGCCUCCAGUUUUUUCUCCAUUAAAGGAAUGUGUGUGUGAGAUAAAACUAGUCCAACCAACCUCACAUGGUUGUUGUGAUUUUUCUAAAGGGCUCAUGAGAGAAACAUGGGUGGCUAUUACACAUUCAUGACUCUUUCUACUACUCUUCCAUGAUGCUACUGAAAGUUGGGAAAGAUGAACAGGAAAAAGAAUGUUAAAACAAGAAGAAUCCUUAGAGGAAUUAUUGUCUGGCUCAUUUUACAGAGGAAGAAACUGAGGCCCACAGAGGGGAAGGGACCUACCCAUGGCCAUACUGUGACCUCAUGCUAGAACCUCAGACUCAGUUCCCAGUCUAGGGCCUUUUUCAUCCAAGAGACUACUUAUUUCUCAUAUCUGAGUAAAACCAUAGGUCUUAUUCAGUUCAGUUUCAAGAAACAUUUAUUAAGUGCUGACUAUGUGCAAAGGAAAGUUUGACACAAAGGAUACAUGGCAAAAACCAAAAUAAAACCUUUUCACAAAGAGCUUACAUGCCUUUGGGAGUUCUUGCCUAUUCAAAUGAAGGGAGCUGGGGAAUGGAGAACCCAAGAGGUAAUUUUAUUUCCACUUUACCUAUACUUAUUCCCCUAAUUUCUUUUAUUGCCUUAUUUCUAUAGUAAGCGUUUCUAGCACUCUUAUCAAUCAAAUAGUAAAGGAGGAUAAUGGACAUCCUUGCUUUACCCCUAAUCUUAUUGGAAAGGCUUCUAGUUUAUUGCCAAUACAGGGAAUGGUGGCUCUUGGUUUCAGGUAAGAUAUCUGUAUUAGUGUUUUUGAACAGGAAGAGAUAUUGACAGGAAGGUCCUCCACACCCCCAUUUCUCCUUCCUUCCUACCCUUUAGCUACAUCGAGCUCAGGCUAGCAGGGAGGAAGGAACUCGGCCAUACGUUACCUCAAUUCUAAAUUCAAACUCUGUUCUCCUCUCUUCAAGGGAGAGGCCAAGGGAAUGUUUUUUUUCCUCUACUCUGUCCAAAGGGAAACACCCUAUAUUAAGACUAGGACAUGCGCUUGGGUACCUGGGGCCUGAAUCACCAAGAAGCCAAGGCCCUUCCCAAGGAGAGAAUGGCAGCAUGUGGCAAGAGCCCAAGAGGAGCCAUUCUUCUGGGAACAGCAGGUCUGACUGGCACUCAGGACUCGAGCACACACAUUUCCAUUAGAUUGUAAACUCCUUGAGGGCAGAAACCAUCUUGUCUCUUUUUGUAUUUCCAGCACAGUGGAUGCUUAAUAAAUGUUGAUGGAUCGAUUGA